Molecule: messenger RNA, 2385 nt
Organism: Phaeoacremonium minimum UCRPA7
Lineage: Eukaryota; Fungi; Ascomycota; Sordariomycetes; Togniniales; Togniniaceae
Product: putative glutaminase a protein
Exons: 3
Coding region: 1-2385 (794 amino acids)
Source: RefSeq, a predicted model, not a curated record
AUGGCCGAUUUUCUGGACAGGCGACACUGGUGCCAUACUUUGCGCAGCGUUCUCCUAGUUGGCGGUGCUAAUACCUCGCAGGUCGGCUUUGCCGUCAUGGCCUCAGUGCCCGAUUCGGGCAAGGUAUACCCUCUCCUAGGGCGUGUUCAGGAUUUCCUUCGAGGCAGCCACUACGACCUGAACAUCACCUACCCAGAAUAUCUGGGAGCUACCUUCGAUGCUUCUACUACGAACCUGACAUACCUCCUCGCCGCCCCGAGCUCGCUCGACGAGAGUCCGGCAAAGCUGACUCUGUCCUUCCUUUCUCCACUUACACCGUCCUCGACUCUGCGGCAGUCACUUCCGGCGGCUUACCUCACAAUCUUCGUAGAGGGUUCUUUUGACGUGGAUGUGUAUGUUGACAUCAACGGCGAGUGGAUCAGUGGGAAAAGAGAAAGCCAAAUCGUGUGGGAGCUCCAAGACUUGAAGUCGAACGUGAAAUCAGAUGCAAAAAUCAAGACAUGGAAGAUAUCCCGGGAAACCCAGCAACUCCUCACCGAGUCUCGGGAUCGCGCCGAAUGGGGCAGUCUCUACUUCUCUGGCCCCGAAGAUGUCCGCUACCAGUCUGGUACUGUAACGGUUGUGCGCCAACACUUCGCGGCGAAAGGUCAUCUGAAGAAUGAAGUCGACUCACACUUCAGGGGGAUCUUCCAGGAGGAGCCCGUUUUUGCGUUCUCAAAAUCGUUCAAGUUCGGCUCCGGGAACACGACAACAAAGUCUGCCGACAGUGUGAUGUUCACAUUUGGCCUUGUUCAGGAUCCUGUAGUACAAUUUGCUUCUGCGAGGGGCUUGACUCUGAUGAAGCCUUUUUGGUCGACCUACUUUCCCGAUCCGGAGCAGAUGAUCAAAUACCACUACGAUGACUUCAAGGCCGCCAGCUCGCUAGCACAAAACUACUCAGAUCAACUUGCAGUUGAUGCAUAUGCCUCAGGGUCAUCGGAGUAUCAAGAAAUUGCAGCACUAUCUGCCCGACAGGUAUUGGGAGCUACUCAAUUCUCUGGCACACCGGACAACCCAAUUCUGUUUCUCAAGGAGAUCUCGUCAAAUGGAAAUUUCCAAACCGUCGACGUGAUCUUCCCGGCUUUCCCUUUCUUCCUUUACACGAACCCUCGAUGGCUGGCAUAUUUACUGGAACCGCUUCUGGAGCAUCAGCUUAGUGGGCAGUAUCCCAAUGAUUACAGCAUGCACGAUCUUGGGCUACACUUUCCCAACGCAACGGGACACGCUGAUGGUAGGGACGAGUACAUGCCGCUUGAAGAGUGCGGUAACAUGCUUAUCAUGGGACUGGCUCUUGUCAAUGCCUUCAAAUACGACACGCAGCCCGCCUUUGUCAAUGAUAAAGCAGAUGGCCUAGCUCAAGAACUGAGCAUGUCUGCCUCGGGGUUAGUCGACGAGUUCGGCAUGGACCGCGGAUGGGGAAGUAGCGAGGAGAUUGGUGUCACUGGAGAGAAAGAGGCUACAAAGUGGGUAGCCAAGUCAUACAGCCUCUGGACGAAAUGGACUGGCUACCUUGUGCGAGAAUCGCUCAUCCCUCGCAAUCAGCUGUCAACAGACGACUUUGCCGGCUGGCUUGCUUACCAGACUAAUCUGGCACUGAAGGGUAUUAUUGGUAUCAAGGCCAUGAGCGAAAUCGCUGAGCUGCUACAUCGGAAGGAUGAUGCCACGUACUAUCGCAACAUCUCAGACACAUAUAUUACCAAGUGGCAAGAGUAUGGCCUUUCCAGAGACAAGACUCACGCCAAGCUGGCCUACGACUGGUAUGGCUCGUGGACGACCUUGUACAACCUAUACGCGGAUUCUCUGCUAUGCUUCCAUCUCCCGGAGGACUCGAAGCCGGCCCUGCGCAGCUCUGCAAAGUGGCGGCCGGGACAGCGACCGAUCUCAGAUGACAAUGAACUCUCUGGCGGUGCUAAGUCUCACUUUGUUCCAGACGAAAUCUAUCAGAUGCAGAGUGACUGGUACCAUGCAGUGAUGCAACAGUAUGGCUUACCGCUCGACAGCCGCCAUCUGUAUACGAAGAGCGACUGGGAAUUCUUCGCUGCAGCGGUGACAGGCAAAACCACCCGCCAGGAGCUGCUCACGGCUGUUGCGAAGUGGGUGAACGAGACGACGACUGACAAGCCGUUUACCGACCUGUACAAUACCGAGGGUGAUGGUGGAUACCCCGGCCUCCAAUUCAAGGCGCGGCCAGUGGUUGGAGGACAUUUUGCGUUUCUGGCACUUGAGCGAGCAUGUGGAGGCAAAGCUGUCGCGGGUCUCAGCUUCCUUGAUGAGAAGGAGCCAGCAGCCAUUGAUAUUGAGGCAGUCCUUGCUAUCGACCAGGAAGUUGAGUUAGGAGAACUAUGA